UAAUGCAUUAAUCAUUAUGGCGAAGAGUGAAUUUAAAUGGAUGUAAAUAGACACGUUAUUUGGGGGGGGGGGGGGCUAAUUUUUUACCAUCUCUCACCUGUUCAACUCCCAAGAUUUGAACAUGGCGCUGGGCUCAUUUACUUUGACUUGAUUAGUGCUAAAAAUAUAUAUAUAAUUUAACUAAAGUGUUAAAGUUAUUCUAUGUAUUAAAUUUACUGGAUUUGAUCUAUCCACACGAAAACCUGUUUUUUCCCCAUUCUUUCGCUCCCCCCGUAAGACUACAACUCCCAUGAUUCCACGCGCCGCUCGGCUCCAAUUACGUCGACUGGUGACACAUUGGUAAACAACAUGGCUGUGACACCGGCAAGAAGAUCAUCUUUUCACGAUUUAGGUUUGUGGGCGGACCGGACUGUCCUCCACGAAGCCGCAUCUCAAGGCAGAGCUUUGCAGUUGAUCCGGUUGAUCGAGAGUGAAGCGUCGGUCAACAUCGUGACCUUGGACAACAUCACGCCGCUGCACGAAGCCUGCCUCCAAGCCCACCCGCACUGUGUCCGGCUGCUGCUGGAAGCUGGAGCCCAGGUGGAUGUGCGUAAUAUCCAUGGCAGCACUCCCCUCUGCAACGCCUGCGCUUCCGGUAGCUUGGAGUGCGUUAAGCUGCUCUUACAGUACGGCGCCAAAGUCAACCCGUCACUCACUGCUUUGACCGCCACCCCCCUCCACGCGGCCUGCAUCCAAGGAAAUCCAGAGAUAGUGAGGCUGCUGAUAGCCAGCGGUGCCCAGCUGGAGGCGUACGACAUCCACUUUGGCCCACCCCUGCACAUUGCCUGUGCAAAAGCACGUGUGGACUGUGUCAGGGAGCUUCUGCUUGCAGGUGCCAACGUGAAUUCAAGCAAGUUCCACGAGACCGCCUUGCACCACGCGGCUCGACUCGACACGCCGGAUGUGAUCGAGCUGCUGCUGGAGUUCGGAGCCAACGCGCACGCCGUCAACAACCAGGGACUAAAGCCCGGCGACUACUCCACACCCGCGUCGCCGUCGCACACUUGUCUCAGGUUUUACGAAAAAAACCCACUCAGCCUUCAGCAGCUUUGUAGGAUCACCAUAAGGAGGGCUCUUGGUACCACAGCCUCGGUGGGCAUAGGUUUGCUGGACAUAUCCCGUCGCAUUCAAAGCUAUCUCCAGUUUUGCGAUCACCCCACAUCACUAUAGUUCCAGAGAUGUUUGAUUUACAAUACAAAUGUACGAUGAACCCCCGCUAUUUGUGAGGUAUAGUGAACGAGACCAACCGCAAAUAUUGGAAAUCCACACGUAAUGAACUCGUCUCCCUAAAAGGGAUUAUACAGUACUGUGAUUGGCUAUCGAUGCCACAUGAUGGCAGCAAACGACUACUUUUGUGUAAAUGAAGCUCAUCAACUCACGUGAAAUUUGAAUGACGAACUGCGCAUGUGCGGGGGUUCACCGUGUUAAGAAAUGCAAACAAAAAGGACAACUAAAUCUGAUGGCUGUGCAAUAGCGACAAGAUGGCGGUGGCCAUGUUUGGAUGGGCCUACUAACUUAACUUGCACGCCAGCUACAUGAAAGUUAACAGAAACUGCAUGGAAAAGGGCAAGUAUUUUUCAGAAAAGAUCUUGGAAGGUGAGUGGAUGAACACACUCCGACCUUACUAGUAUUACUACUAGUUAAUAGUUUACUUUGCCUGUAUUUGCUUGCAUUUAUUAUUGUGUAAAUGCCCAAAGGUGAACUUAACGACUGUUUAUGUAAAGUGGUAGCUUAUUGUCAAUGUCAUCCGUAUCUCCUGCAUUAUCAUUAAAGCUGAU
Phycodurus eques (leafy seadragon) is the source of this 1817-nucleotide messenger RNA. It is a transcript of the gene asb13a.1, whose product is annotated as ankyrin repeat and SOCS box containing 13a, tandem duplicate 1. NCBI's taxonomy places the organism in Eukaryota, Metazoa, Chordata, Actinopteri, Syngnathiformes, Syngnathidae. Bases 349 to 1209 code for a protein of 286 amino acids. The transcript has 6 exons. Gene Ontology annotation, biological process: intracellular signal transduction; protein ubiquitination; positive regulation of protein catabolic process. Gene Ontology annotation, molecular function: protein binding. The record is from RefSeq and is a predicted model, not a curated record.